AUGGAAGUAGAUGAAGAUUUGGAAACAUUUCAACAACAAGCAUUGGAAAUACGGCAACCUGGAGAAAAUUUCGAUCCCACAGCACCGCCACAAAAUGGCGAGGAAUUUCUAAUGCAUAUGCUGUACGAACGCAAACGAUGUCCAGCGGUGGUGGUUAAACCGCCCAAAAAGGUGAAACCGGUAAAUGGUGUCAAAAACCAAUUGGAAGAUUUUGAGUUAAGCCCUGACAUUGUUGUGGAUCGUGAUUUGCUGCCCACCCGAGAAUGGAAAGAUGCCCAGUCACAAGGUUUCCUGCGCACACGUUCAAAAAUCCUCAUGUUACGCCAGCAUUUAGCCUCGCACAACUACGACAAUAACCUGGAACCACCUUUGAUCAGUGAUGAAGAUGCCUGGCUAAAAUUCUGUCGUGAAAAUCAACCCACACUUAGUGUAAUCUUACGUCUGAAACAGCGUACCCUGGAACAAUUGUUGACAAUGAUCUCAGAAUGGCUUAAAGGAGAACACAUGGAGGAGGUUGCUUGUUCAUCCAGUUCGGCAGCUGCCAACGACUGUAUUUUAGAUUUAAGCAACAGUGAACAAUGGUUGGGUUGUUGGCUUUAUGCGGUGCUAAGUUGCCUUCAUCUGCCUCUGGAACCAAAUGUCCACUUUACAUUAAGAGAUAUUGCACGUACCGCUAUGCGUUUACGUAGUCGCCUCAAAUCUCAUGAAUUUCAAAAGGCCAUUCCAUAUAAUUUGUUCAUAUAUCUCAUUGCGAAACUUUUUGAUCAAUUAGAUUUGAUGGAAUUUGUAUAA
Messenger RNA from Musca vetustissima, 792 nucleotides. RefSeq names its product protein Gemin2 (gene Gem2). The transcript has 2 exons. Lineage: Eukaryota; Metazoa; Arthropoda; Insecta; Diptera; Muscidae. The coding region runs from base 1 to 792 and encodes 263 amino acids. The record is from RefSeq and is a predicted model, not a curated record. Gene Ontology annotation, biological process: spliceosomal complex assembly; spliceosomal snRNP assembly. Gene Ontology annotation, cellular component: nucleus; SMN complex; spliceosomal complex.